AUGGACAAGUUACCGGUAGAGAUCCUAACCAGCAUCAUCGAUCUCCUCGCCCCUCGAGAGAAGGUCCAGUUGCAGUCUGUCUCCAAGAAAUUCUUCGACAUCGCCCGUGAUAAUAACCAAUGGAGACUACAUUGUUAUGAGCAGUCUUGGGCGGCGAGGCAGGUUUCCCGUCGCGCUGCCCGUGCCGAAACGCUGGUCGCGGAGACGGCUUCUUUGGCGACAUUGGGAGAAGACUCGCUGCGGGAUCUCAUUGAGCCUUCGAUCCCGGAAGAUGAUUGCGAGCACACCAGAGUUUCGUGGACGGAAAGGGCGAGGGCAGCGACAGAAUGGGACUCAUCUACUGCGGGAGAGCAUGUCGAUUGGUACUCGGAAUACAUAGCUCGCCAAGGGCCUAUAUCCCUGUCAUGGAUUGAACAACCUGCGGCCCGGGAGGGCGGGGGCAAGCAAGACCGUGCCUACGAGGUCAAAGGCAUGGGUUUGCUGAAGGAUUGGAGUUCAGCAAGACAAAAUAAGAUUGUGGCGCCUCUGGAAGACGGCAGCGUUUGCAUUUGGGAUUUGAACCAUGCACACUGCGCCUCCUCACAGGCGAACAAAGGCAGCAUCCUGGGAAGGAGUGAACCAGGGAUUCUCACGACCAAUUUGUCCGGCCGCCGGGAGUCUGCUGUAUCGAAGACUUCAUUGGAGUUCAUCAACCUUGGCGAAGGAGUCAGCGUGGAUUCGUUACGCCAAAGGGCGUAUCUGGCAAUUGGAAAUGUCCUCAACGAAGUGGACUUGAAUACACUGCGGGUGAUUUCUCAACAGCGAUAUCCGUGGUCAAUCUUCGCUCUGUCCCAGGAGACGGACUAUUCCGUGCCUCUGACACUAGCCACUACCCUUAGUCUUCAAAUCUACGACUCCAGACUAUCUGCCCACGAAGAAGAAGAGGCCAUCAGCUCGCGGUGCGAGCAGGUCAGCGUGUCUGUACCAGAAUUGGGCAUCUUCGCCCACCCCGACUCGCCUCUUUUCCAACUCCAACCCAAUGGACAACCACCUACUCGCAUCCGCAGUCCAGAGCCUUCAGAGAAAGGCGCCAACUACGCUCCGCUCUUCCAACCUGGUCCUCUUUCUAUCCUACAUCCCCCAGCCCCCCACGUGAACAGUAUACUUCUUGCGGGUCGUUUCCCCAGCAUUCUAUGCUAUGAUCGCCGAUUCUUCCCUCGUCUGCAAACAACCGUUCACUCUGGCGGUCGCCUCUGCGGUCUUGCGUCCGUGCCAGGUCCUCGAUUCCCCGUCUUCUCGGACUCUACAUAUCCAGAAUCACAUUGCGUCGUAGCAUGCGGUGACUACAACGGGCGAGGCUCCCUAGAGCUGUACAACCUGAAAUCAGCAGAACAAAACAACCCACCUGAUAUUGCCUCGAAUCUGCAUUCAGAAUACAAAAAUCGCCAAAGCGCAGCCAGCUCAAAACUGCUCUCUGUAGGUUCCCACGGGACCCGAAUUGUCUUCUCGGACGCGGAAGGAAAUAUAAAAUGGACAGAGCGGGAUGGGCGCUCGGAAGUUCGGCGCUGGAAUAUCAAUACCUCUCAACCUCAAAUUCAAUUCGGUGGUCGCCAAGAGCAGCCAAGCGAAGAACCGCGAGGGCUCUGGCCUUCCCAGUCUCCCGGGAGCCAUGAGGUUGCAAGGAAGAUUUUGCCUACGGGUGGGAAUCUGACUGGAGAUGAGCUGCUCGUUUGGACUGGAGAGCGCAUUGGGCGUCUCAAGUUUUCAAUUCCGGCGGAGUUUAAAACAGAAGAGGGUGAUGAUGAUGUCUUUAUGCAUGCCGAGGUGGAUGAGGCGACUCGGGAAGACAUGCGCCAUCGGCGGCGUGAAGAUUGGGAGAGGGAGCAGUAUGGCGAGUCUAUGCGUCGCGCUUUGGAAAGACAGGCCGACGAGGUGCGAUGGAUGAGUAGUCGUGGACUGGGCUAG
Messenger RNA from Penicillium olsonii, 1944 nucleotides. The record is from the annotation of a GenBank genome assembly. Lineage: Eukaryota; Fungi; Ascomycota; Eurotiomycetes; Eurotiales; Aspergillaceae.